Messenger RNA from Hippocampus zosterae (dwarf seahorse), 1807 nucleotides. RefSeq names its product tectorin beta (gene tectb). The record is from RefSeq and is a predicted model, not a curated record. The transcript has 6 exons. The coding region runs from base 333 to 1442 and encodes 369 amino acids. Lineage: Eukaryota; Metazoa; Chordata; Actinopteri; Syngnathiformes; Syngnathidae. Gene Ontology annotation, cellular component: cell surface.
AAACAGAUGAGAAUUCAUUCAGGAUUUCGCCACCGUCCCACCGAGCAUUUGCAACAACUUGUAUUAGUUGGGAGGAUAAAUGUAGCUUGCUUGUUUACUUUUGGUUGAUGAACUCAGUUGGACUGUUAGGUGGUAACUUUUGGGUUUAAUUAGUGAGUUUGUUAGUUUGGUUGACAAUAUGUUGGCUGUUCAGGUGGUAAAUUGGUUAGUCAGCCAAACUCAUAAUUAGUUUGGGAAUUCAAUGUUUGGUUGGUUGGUUCGUUGGUUAGGUCAUUUUGAUGGUCUCUAGGUUGGUUGUUGGGUCGUCACUUAGGCAGAAAUGAUUUUGCCUCAUGAAACUAGUUACGUUCUUAUGGAGUCGACCUGUUUUUUCUCGACCGUUUGGGGCAGCGGAUCCCUCCGCCCCAGGAUGCCAAGAUAACAGCGCAGUGCUUUGUCCCAACGUUUCAGAUUACGUGAUGGUGUCGUGCUUCCCCAACGCCAUUAUCGCCAAUGUGCCCGAGUGUCCGUACGGAUGGAAGAUGGAGCAGCUCUCCCUGGGGGGUGUGUGCUCUACAGGCGUGCACAGCUCCGGUUACUACCGCUUCAUCAUCCCUGACCUGACGCCCAAGAACCACUCGUACUGCGGCACCCAGUCGGAGUACAUCCCCGGCAAAGACGCCCGCUACGUCUUCUUCAACUCGGUGGUGUCCAACGACACAUCUCUGACGCUCAGGAACCAGCCAGUCAACUACACCUUCAGCUGCGUCUACCGCGCCACCUACCUGGUCAACAACGCCGUCUUCAGUCAGAGGUCGGUAAACGCCUCGUAUGGGCCCUCGGGGAAAAAAAGCUGUGCGUGGAUUAAAAAUGUCUUUGCUUUUUCCAGAGUGGCCACUGUCUACGUCAGCAACGGUACUGUGGGUUCCUUUAAGUCACAGUUGUCCAUGGGUGUGUUCACGAACGCCAAGUUCCUGUAUGCCAAAGAGACACCGUACGUGAUUGACACCUCUGAGAUCGGCUCGGAGGUCUUCGUCGGCGUGGAGGCCAAAGGGCUGAGCGGACGUUUCCGCGUGGUCAUUGAAAAUUGUUGGGCCACGCCUACACCUUACUCCACGGACAGGAGGAGGUGGAGCCUCAUCAUCAACAGCUGCCCGUCCGACGACACGGUGAACAUUUUCGAAAACGCCAAAGACGGCCGCUCCACCUUCAAGUUCAACUCGUUCCGCUUCCGCGGCCAGGAGAAGGUGUCCACCGUGUGGCUCCACUGCGAGGUCCACGUGUGCGACAGCGAACGGAUCGCCUGUCAACCCAGUCCUUGCCUAGCCAGGAGAUUGGCACCAAAAGCCAAGCAACACGCUGGUAUCCUGACUGCUGAAUUUUACAUCAGAGCUAAUGGAUCAUCCAGUAAAGGACACAUCAUCGGUAAAUAUACACAUAUUGUCACAACGCAUUUAAAUUGAAUCAAGUGCGUCUGUGUGUGUGUGUGUGUGUGUGUGUUGUGAUUGUGUAAGCAUGUCUAUUUUUUUAUUUUUUGUCAUCUAGGAGCGUCUCCGCCUCUCCUGCUGCUCAUCCUAAUCAACACAUGCUGUUAUGCUUACACAAGUAAUCAAUGAACAAAAAUCCACUGCUUGUACACUUGGCGCGCAUGCAUCUCAUCAUCGGUGCUUUUACGUGCAUCCUAAAAAGCGGAAAAUGCGCUACUUUGUAGGCUUAGUAGGAUCCGCUGUCAUCAUCUGUUUUUCAACUGCACAUAUAAAAAUGUAUUUGAAAACCCUCCGUUCGAUUCUCGUGUCUUGAGACCCACUUAAUAAAUAUUUUAAAAACG